Molecule: messenger RNA, 1702 nt
Organism: Myotis myotis
Lineage: Eukaryota; Metazoa; Chordata; Mammalia; Chiroptera; Vespertilionidae
Gene: L2HGDH
Product: L-2-hydroxyglutarate dehydrogenase
Exons: 10
Coding region: 71-1462 (463 amino acids)
Molecular function (GO): (S)-2-hydroxyglutarate dehydrogenase activity; (S)-2-hydroxy-acid oxidase activity
Source: RefSeq, a predicted model, not a curated record
CCGCGGACCCUGCGGAGUGUCCUGCUCCAGUGGCCACGCUGGGGCCGAGGCAGGGGAGGGGACGCAGGCGAUGGUGCCCGCGCUGCGUUACCUGGGCACUGCCUGCGGAUGGGCCCGCGCAGGUUCCCCCAGGGGCAUCCCCGCGACGUGCGGGCCCGCGCUGGGCAGGCCGCAGCCGCUGUGCCAGGGUGCCCGCAGCGCCAGCACUAGCUCAUUUGAUGUAGUUGUUAUCGGUGGUGGAAUUGUGGGGCUUGCCUCUGCCAGAGCACUCAUCCUGCGACAUCCAGCACUUUCCAUUGGUGUCCUGGAAAAGGAGAAAGAAUUAGCUAUUCACCAGACUGGACAUAACAGUGGUGUCAUACAUAGUGGAAUUUAUUAUAAACCGGAAUCUCUAAAAGCUAAAUUAUGUGUACAGGGUGCAGCCCUCAUCUAUGAGUACUGUAACCAAAAGGGAAUUUCUUACAAGCAGUGUGGCAAGCUUAUAGUAGCUGUCGAACAAGAAGAAAUUCCCAGACUUCAGGCCCUUUAUGAGAGAGGCCUGCAGAAUGGUGUCCAGGGCCUGAGGCUGAUCCAGCAGGAGGAUAUAAAAAAGAAGGAGCCAUAUUGUAGGGGUCUAAUGGCUAUUGAUUGCCCAUAUACUGGCAUUGUGGACUAUCGUCGGGUGGCUUUGUCAUUUGCCCAGGAUUUUCAAGAUGCGGGUGGCUCUGUUUUGACCAAUUUUGAAGUAAAAGAUAUUGAAAUGGCUAGAGAAAGUCCUUCAAGAAGUGAAGAUGGGAUGAAAUAUCCAAUUGUUAUAAGGAAUACAAAGGGAGAGGAAGUUCAAUGUCAGUAUGUUGUGACAUGUGCAGGACUUUACUCGGACCGUAUUUCCGAGCUGAGUGGCUGCAGUCCCGAUCCGCAAAUUGUACCAUUCCGAGGGGAUUACCUGCUGUUGAAGCCAGAAAAAUGCUAUCUUGUGAAAGGAAAUAUUUAUCCGGUCCCAGAUAGCCGGUUUCCUUUCCUAGGAGUUCACUUCACACCAAGGAUGGACGGCAGUAUUUGGCUAGGGCCUAAUGCCGUUCUUGCCUUCAAACGAGAGGGCUACAAACCCUUUGACUUCAGUGCCCGAGAUAUUACGGAUGUAAUUACCAAGAGUGGCUUGAUUAAACUGGUGUCCCAGAAUUUCUCCUAUGGAGUCAGUGAGAUGUAUAAAGCCUGUUUUCUCAGUGCAACAGUGAAGCACCUUCAGAAGUUUAUCCCUGAAAUUACUGUCCGUGAUAUCCUUAGAGGUCCAGCUGGAGUAAGAGCACAAGCUCUGGAUCAAGAUGGAAAUCUGGUAGACGAUUUUGUAUUUGAUGGAGGAGAUGGGGUUAUUGGAAAUCGCAUUCUUCACGUGAGAAAUGCACCUUCCCCUGCUGCUACUUCGUCCCUUGCAAUUUCUGGAAUGAUUGCAGAUGAAGUACAACAAAGAUUUAAACUGUAAAUAAUGAAAGGAGCUAGCUACGCAUUUUGAUCUCCACAUUCAGCAACAUCCACAAGAACGUACUAAUUGAAUUCUUUAAUUUUUAAAAAAUGGUUUGAAAGUAGCAUUUUUAGUUAUCUCAUUUAAUAACCACUGAAUUGUUAAACUGAUAUAACAGAGAAAUAAUUUUUUAAAGUCCAUGUUCUUUUACUUAGAGAAUAAAGAGAAAAGGUACAGUUGUACCUUUUCCUGAAUCCUUGA